AUGCCGGUUGGUGGACGAGUCGCGGGUAAAGUUGGGAUAUAUAGCUCUCACUACAAUGGAAAGGGCUACAGUGGCAUAAACGAGGAGAUCAUUUGGAUCAGCAUAGGCAUGGGGAUCACCAUUGCCAUCUUAAUCACCAUAGCGCUCUGCUAUAUCGCUCGUGAAAAGUGUCGCAAACGACAUGAAGGGUAUUAUACGUCAUGACGUAUGUUUCCGCCGCCUUCAUGGGCAUCCUGGUCAUUUAGCCCGACGACACCAGGAAUCCUUUUCAGUCCGACCACGUCAAGAGGUAAACCACGGGCUUACUACAUCACCGUCUGAAUUCUCUCACGCUUCUCCGUGGAAAAAGUCCUGU
Messenger RNA from Atta colombica, 355 nucleotides. RefSeq lists its product as uncharacterized. The record is from RefSeq and is a predicted model, not a curated record. The coding region runs from base 1 to 204 and encodes 67 amino acids. The transcript has 2 exons. Lineage: Eukaryota; Metazoa; Arthropoda; Insecta; Hymenoptera; Formicidae.